CCCAAUUUAAACCCAAAAAACAAAAGAGGAGCAAAGUAAAGCUCACGUGGCAGCAAGUACCGUACACACGAAGCUGCAUGUAGUCGACCACGUGUUGUGCUCACCGUAAAGAAAAUCCUAUGUAUUGUGAGGUUUUGAUGAUUAGCAUUUCCAAGGAUUUCAUCGGAUCGAAAUCAGAAUCAUAAGAAGACUGGAAAAAUAUGGCAGCGAAUAUGAUGAGACCGGCGUUUGCUUACACUGUUGUGUAUGUGAAGGACGUAGCUAAAUCCGUAGAAUUCUACUCUAGAGCUUUUGGUCACAACGUCCGUCGUCUUGACGAGUCCCACAGGUGGGGGGAGCUAGAGAGCGGCCAAACGACAAUAGCGUUCACACCACUUCACCAGCAUGAGACCGACGACCUAACCGGGAAGGUUCAGGCUACGCAGUCAGCCCGUGAGAGAGCACCCAUCGAAGUCUGCUUCUGUUACCCCGAUGUUGAUGCCGCUUUCAAGAGAGCGGUGGAGAACGGUGCGGUGACUGUGAGCGAGCCGGAAGACAAAGAAUGGGGUCAGAAGGUUGGAUACGUGAGAGACAUUGACGGCAUCGUUGUACGCAUCGGAAGCCACGUUAAGUGAAUACAAAACAAAGACUCGAUCACGGAAUAUCAUCAGUAACUAUAGUCUAUAUAUAUAUGCUAAUAUGCAUACGAAUAAUACAAGCUAGUAGUACUCUUUUUUUUUUUUUUUGGUUAAUACAUAUUCUACUUAAACCGAAAGGGAAAAUAAAAAAAGUUUUGCAAAGUGCCCA
This is a messenger RNA of Arabidopsis lyrata subsp. lyrata, 786 nucleotides long. RefSeq lists its product as uncharacterized. NCBI's taxonomy places the organism in Eukaryota, Viridiplantae, Streptophyta, Magnoliopsida, Brassicales, Brassicaceae. The transcript has 3 exons. The record is from RefSeq and is a predicted model, not a curated record. Bases 201 to 614 code for a protein of 137 amino acids.